AUGAUCGGUUACGGCUGGCAUCCGCCGCGGGGUCAGGCCACGGACGAAGACUACGCGGAGGCGGAGGGAUUGCUGGAUGACUUUUUCGCCGAAGUCCUGAAGGAAUUCGGGGCCGACGAUGGCCGCGCGAUGCUGCUGGGAUUCUCCCAGGGCGGUGGCAUGACCUACCGGAUGGGGUUGGCCCGCCCCGACAAGUUCGCGGCCCUUAUUGCCCUGAGCGCGUCGCUGCCCGAUCCGGAAAUACUGCGACCUCGACUGCCCAACCAUCGCAACCAGCCGGUUUUCGUCGCCCACGGCGCGUAUGACCAGAUGGUGUCGAUGGACAGUGCCCGGCGCACGCGGGAGUUUCUUAACGAAGAGGGUUACACGCUGUCUUAUAAUGAGUACAACAUGGGUCAUGAGAUACCCGUGGAGGUGCUGCGCGACAUGGUUCCGUGGAUGGAAACCGCCGUGCCCCCGCUGGUGGCAGAGACGGAUCGAAUCUUUUAA
This is a messenger RNA of Geodia barretti, 489 nucleotides long. Lineage: Eukaryota; Metazoa; Porifera; Demospongiae; Tetractinellida; Geodiidae. The record is from the annotation of a GenBank genome assembly.